CAUCGCGCUCCGUUCUUGACAGCUUGACGCUGCAACGCUGGCUGAUCCGGCCGCAAUCCCAUCGACUUCCAGCUUGUCCACUCCCUCGCUUCCACUUGUUGUUUUCAUAAGUUUCCAGAUUUUGUAUUGUGCUGGUCGUGAUACAUUUUUGGAACCUCUCGUUAUUUGCAUUUAAGAUUUUAUUGAGGCUUCCAUUGCCUGGACUCAACGCUGUAGAUUUCGUCUCGGUUGAGAUCGUGAAUGCGACAUGGCGCAACCCGUUGAUUCCAGCACCCGCAAGAGGGUCUUGCGCGUUAUCUUUAUUUCUCUGCUGCUAGAUCUUAUAUCCUUCACCUUUAUCCUCCCCCUAUUCCCGAAGCUGCUAGAGUUCUACCGCAACGCCGAAGCCCCCCUCGACGCUGGAGCCCCGCCGUCCAAGACACUUCUCUCAAACCUGCUCGGCUACCUAAAUGCGUACAAGGCUGCCUUUGCGCGCCCCAUUGACUCGAGAUAUGACAUCGUUCUGCUGGGCGGCGCCCUGGGGAGUCUGUUCUCUCUCCUCCAGGCCAUUGCCUCCCCCAUUAUCGGGCGACUCUCCGACAAGUACGGCCGGCGCAACGCAUUGCUCGCGAGCAUGGCCGGAAACAUCAUCUCGGUCCUGCUCUGGGUAAUGGCGGUGGACUUCCGAACCUUCCUGGCCUCGCGCAUCGUCGGCGGUCUCUCUGAGGGCAACGUGCAGCUUGCGACUGCCAUUGCGACCGAUAUUUCGGACGCCAAUAGCCGUGGGUCGACCAUGGCGCUCAUCGGCGCAUGCUUCUCCAUCGCCUUCACCUUUGGGCCAGCCCUGGGCGCCUGGCUUAGCUCCAUCGCCACCGUGGCCGCCAACCCGUUCGCGACCGCCGCCGGGGUAUCGCUGUUCUUGAUCGUCACUGAGACCGUCUAUCUGUACUUUAGCCUGCCGGAAACCCUUCCCUCGAUGACCAACACAGCCAGCGAAAAGAAGGAGAAGGAACGAACGGCGGCCACCCCGGUCCAGAGGACGAACUCGCACUUCCUCCUUAACCUGGUGCACAUGACCUUCCUCCUCUUCUUCUCCGGCAUGGAAUUCUCGCUGCCUUUCAUGACCUACGACCUGUUCGAGUAUACCUCUGCGCGGAACGGCGGCCUCCUGGGCUACAUCGGCCUGGUGGCUUCCAUUCUGCAGGGCGGCGUCACCCGCCGACUUCCGCCGCUGCUCUCCGUCCGGAUCGGCGUGGUCUCCUGCCUCGUCUCCUUCGCCCUCCUCGCCCGCAUCUCCUCCGUGUCCGGGCUCUACCUCGCCGCCACCGGCCUCGCGACCACGUCGGCCACCGUCGUGACCGGCCUCAACGCGCUCAGCAGUUUCGAAGCGAGCGAGGACGAGAGGGGCGGGAAGCUGGGGAUCCUCCGGAGCUGGGGCCAGCUCGGCCGCGGGUUGGGCCCCGUGCUGUUUACCAGCGUGUAUUGGUGGGCGGGCAGGGAGACGGCUUACACGAUGGGCGCGGUGGGAAUUGCGGGUGUGUGCACCUUGGCGCUCUUUGGGCUCAAGACGCCACCUGCGUCUGUCAAGCAGAAGAAGGAUUCUUCGAAGGCAGCGAAGAACGAGAAGAAGGAGCUGUAAGCAAGGGGGUGUUGGAGGAUUGUGUACGCGUAGAGUCAAUGUCGAAUAUUGUACAGUACGUCGUUGGAGAUAAACAAAGAGUUUAGAGGGAGGUUCGCCGUGUGUACACAACGAUAUAUCGUUACUUCGGACGAAAUAGCGGAGGGUACAGUGUCCCUUGGUAAGGGCACUUUGAUAUAGCCUUAGUUCAAAUCAAAAACUAUUGUUCAUCGGGUAUAGCAGGUGAUGAUGGAGUAGUAGGACAUCCACCCCUGGAUCAGCUCACAC
Molecule: messenger RNA, 1885 nt
Organism: Chaetomium fimeti
Lineage: Eukaryota; Fungi; Ascomycota; Sordariomycetes; Sordariales; Chaetomiaceae
Product: major facilitator superfamily domain-containing protein
Exons: 3
Coding region: 248-1618 (456 amino acids)
Biological process (GO): transmembrane transport
Cellular component (GO): brush border membrane
Molecular function (GO): transmembrane transporter activity
Source: RefSeq, a predicted model, not a curated record